AGUCUAAUUCCAAAAUCGUCGCGAUGUGGAAGUUAUACAGUGUGUCUCUGUGCCUCUCAGUUCUCUGUGGAAUUGUCCAGGAUGUGCUUGGAUCUUGCCAACUUAGAAUAGAUAGCAUAGGUAGUCCGCCGUUGAUUGUUAACCGAUUUGGCACCAAAACAAUGCUGUCACAAUCUUGGGGAGUGAUAACAAGAGAGGAAGGAGAGUCUAUUGAGUUGUUAUGCGGAGGUGGAGUUACUUACAAUAAAAACCACGGCAGAACCACAAAAACAGGAAACGGUGAAAAGUUAACAUUGGAAUGCAGUCGUGAUGGGUAUUUUCGAGAUCCAGUCGAGAACUAUAAUCUACGGGAAUUAAGUGUUGGGUGUCAUGAAGGAAUUUAUCAAUUGUUUGAGAGCAACUCCAGUUUGCCCAACUGCGAGGGCGACAUGACCCUCGUUCUGGGUCACGACCUCAAAGAGUUGGGGUCAAAGAACAUUGCGGCUUUAUGCUAUGACAUUGUUGCCUCUCGAUUAAAGUAUAUAGCUUACACGACAUUCUCCGCAAGUAACCAAGUUCUGGGGGCGGAAGUGGGUCAGCUGAAUGAUGUCGAAUUGAAUACCAAAGUGAACUACCGCAAGAGUACCUUCAAGCCCGUUCGUCAGACGGAUAUCGAUGCCUACGUGGCGAACGUCGAUCAGCUGGCGGGCUUGUUCGAGUCGGCCAGUCUCGUCCAGGACAACGGAAUGGAAGCGAUGGUGACCGGCUACGAGGACAUGAUGACCACCACCUGGCUGCGCUCCCUGCGCUCCGGCAACUGGCGCCACUGGAUCGCGGCGAUGCGUCUGGCCGCCAGGCGCGGCCUCCACUUCGACGUCCGGCUGGGCGCUUCCGGGGAGCUCCAGCUGCCGCCCUCCAUCGGCAGAGGACCCUGCAACGCCACUCGACCGAUGCUGAUCCCAUUGGCCGGCAGCGUAGGCGGGGAUACGGUGCGGGUGCCCGCCCACAUCUGGGCCCAUGUCCACGCCCUCGAGCCAACUGGCGGUGUCCAGGACGAGAUCGUCAUCAUCGGACACAAUUCGCCCUUCGUGCGCAGCGGCAGCCAGAGCGACUUGUGCUCCUCGAUGUGCGACCAGGUGUCCUGGCUGCAACAGGACAGCCUCUUCGCCAGCCUCCACGAGUUCGCCAUCUACGGUUUAGUGCAUUGCUGUCGCGUGGAGGACGUGGCCACCAAGCUGGACCACUUUCCCGGUCCGUACGCCAAGGAGAAGAACAAACUGGGCGGUGCUCGGGGUGCAGAGCACGUUGCAAGCACCACGGAUUCGAAUAGUUUGUGAGUGAAACACUACCACAGAAAAGUGCAGGUUGCAAGGAGCAUUGAAAGUUAAUUUGCUGUUUGAAUUAGGCAAUAAGCAACCAUAUGUAUAUCAAUAUCAACAACAAUCAAUAAACUGGAAAAUUGGCAA
Drosophila ficusphila is the source of this 1445-nucleotide messenger RNA. RefSeq lists its product as uncharacterized. The coding region runs from base 24 to 1316 and encodes 430 amino acids. The record is from RefSeq and is a predicted model, not a curated record. Lineage: Eukaryota; Metazoa; Arthropoda; Insecta; Diptera; Drosophilidae. The transcript is spliced from 5 exons.